AACGAGCGUUCCGCUAUGCCGAUGUCGCGGGAGAAAGAUAGCAAGAAAGAGAACUCCAGAGAGUUUGCGCAAGCUUCGACCCGCCGCAGCUCCGAUCGGCGGACGUUAAGCCGCCAGCCACACGUUUCGAGCUUUCGUUCCGACCAGCAGUCGACUCGCAGCCUAGCUUGCAGCCUGACUAAAGCACGGCGGUACUUUUCUUUCUCGUACCCGUGCGUAUCAUCUUGUCGCUCUCUCUCUCUCUCUCUCUCUCUCUCUCUCUCUUUCUUUCUUCCUUUUCUCCCCUUCUUCGCGCGGUUCAUCUUCCCUCCCUCACUUCCAUCCGCUCUUUGAUCUCUCCGAGAGUUUCGAUUCCACGCAUCGUGUUAUGACGCGCUAAUGAUCUACGCGCUGCUUUCAGCAGCAGCAGCGGCGGCGACGAUGGUGCUCGUGCCAGACUGAAAUCGACGCCUAUUAAUAGUGGUCCACAUUUCGGGGAAAUAAUUCCUCGAGUCGCGCGAGCAGCAUCCUCGGACGGGACGUUUGUCGACUCUAUGUGCGCCAGUGCGCAGUCAAGAAUCGCGGAGGGAACCGUGCCAGGUGACGUCGUGGUCGAUACGUGGUGGAGGAUGAUGACGAUGAUAUAAAUCUGGCUGUCGCAAGGAUUCGCUCGACCCUUACAAUCUUCCCUGGAAAUCCUCACUUGAUCCGAUGAGAGAGAAGAUGGCAUACUCGACGGGACCCGCGUGGAGGAUAUCGCGUCGGUGAUUUCGAUCGGCAGCGAGGAUCUCUAGCUCUCUCGAAGGGAGAUCGGUAGCCAAGGAGCAUGUUGUGGUAAAGUUUUCGACGGGGGAAGCAAAUGGAGAUAAGAGGAGAAGUAGCGGAGGUAUUUUGACAGCCUCGGCACUUGUCCCGGGAAUGCUUCGAAUGCCUGUGCCGGUACUCCUCGGUAGCUGGGGCUGGGGAUUUUUCGCCAUAUUCCUCCUGCUUCUGGCCACCCCCAGUCCCGCUGCCAUUCGCAGAGCGGACCGAGGCCACUGCAAUAAAACGGUGGACAUUUACGAGGAUGUGUCGAGUCCGGCGGUGACCCCAGCGAAUUGGGGUAAGCCCCUAUCGUGCUGGUACCGCUUCCGUGCCUUUCGCGGGACGCCCCGAGACUGGAUUCUGCGAGUACGUUUCAAGAAGUUUAAGGUCGGGGUGCUGGAGAACGCCACCACGUGCAGCGGCGGUUAUCUGCAGAUUAUAGACGGCAAUACAAAGACCGAGGUGAGCAAUCGCAAGGACCCGGGCGUUUACUGCGGCGAGUCCGAACAACCGCAGACCUUCAUUAGCGAGACCAGUUUCGUACGGGUGAUCUUUCACGCGGACAACUUCACCGAUCAGACGUACUUUAGCUUCGACUCGCGGGCCGAACAACAAUUCGAGGUGUACCUCAGAUACGGUCAGCAUCCCGAGCUCUAUCCGAAUCGUCGCGGCGAGAUCGUGCCCGGCAGCUAUUGCGAGCGCGUGUUCAAGGAUUGUCGACUGCAGACGUGCUACGUGCAAAGCCCGGCUUAUCCGGGCAUCUAUCCGCGGGCGUUGCACUGCAAAUAUCGUCUGAACACCCGGCUGCCCUUUAUCAAACUCUACAUCGAGAACGAAGAGUUCAACAUCGACGGUCAACGAUGCGAGAAUAUCAUGACAUGCCCGAUGCGUCCUAUCAGUUCCGGCUCGGAGCAUUGCCCGUACGAUUAUAUACGCGUGUACGACGGUAAGAAUGAGAGUAGCCCGGUGAUCGGCACGUUCUGCGGCAUGGGCAAGUUUCCGUACAGCAUCAUCGGCACCAGCGAGGAUCUCUACGUGGAGUUUGUGUCGUCGCCAGCCGGUCCGCUGCUCAACACCGGCUUUCACUUCAACGUGGGCAACUGGCCAGGUCACGUGGAGACUGCCGGCGUGAAGAAUGGCAGUUGCGACUGGCUGCUGAACAGCGAAUCCCUUGUUAGCGGUAACGAGGGUAUUUUCCUGUCGGUCGCGCACUGGUACCCACCGCACACCAGCUGCACUUACUUGCUACGCGGCCGACCCGGCGAGAUCGCCCGCCUGUAUUUUCCCAGCUUCCGGGUGAAUCGUAUCGAGUCGCCGAUCCAACCGUACGACGGCGAUUGCGGCGAAAGCUUGACGCUCUACGACGCCGACUGGCCGGACGAUGCGCGUAUCAUCAAGACCUUCUGCGACACGUUCAGCAAGCCGAUGGAGAAGCACGAUUUCGUGUCGACGUCAAACGCGCUCUUCGUAAGGUUCGAGAGCAAGACCGGGAGCUACUCUGGCAGCUCGCUCUACUAUUGGGCUCAUUACGACUUCUUCAACGCUACGAGGUUCGGCGAGUCCGUAGCCGGCACCGAGUGCGACGAGAUCUUCACCUCGUGGAAGUUGCGAUCGGGUCGGUUACGAUCGCCCCUCAACACUCUAGUUUACAAGAGACCCGGCGAUCCCGCCGCCGAUUUAUCCUGCACCUACAGCUUCGUCACGGACAAGCGAUUGUACGCGCGAGUAAUCCUCGUGAUCGAAUCGAUCAAUUUCAAGGAACAUCCGUACGCCCAGUGCGGUCACUGCUGGGAUAGUCGAGUGGAUCGUGUGAUUAUUCGGGAGCCGAAUCCUGACGGUAUCAAGGGCCACUGCCUUUGCCGUUCCAGCAACAACGGCACUCCUGCGCCUACCACAUCGCCGUCUGUCUCCCGGCCGCCCGUUCUUCGAGUGGUCUCCCGGGGCGAGAGACUGGACCUGAAGCUUCUCGUUGACGGCGCUCACGCGGCCUCGAGCUACUUCAAGUGGCCCGCGCCGCUCUUCGAGGCGAGAUACGAGUUCGCGCACAGUCCUCUAUGCGGACCGGCCCUUCUGCCUGCCACCACCGAUGGCGAAAUUGAGUUUCCGCAUUACGAGGCUCUGGGAUACGUCACGCCGCCCCGGUCGAUCAAGUGCAUCUGGGAAUUACGAGUGAACCGCGAACGGGAUCUCUGGCUGCACUUUGACAAGAUCAAAUUCGCGUCGCGUUCCUGCGAGGACGGCAAGCUCGAGAUUUUCCUGCCGGGCAACGUCGAGCCGUACCUCGGCAUCUGCGGCGAGAACGUCAGCUACGUCAGAGAGAUGCCGAUCAUAUCGGCGGCGCAGAUCGCACCGUCGCCAACGGAUCAUCCGGCUCCGGGAGGUGCCGGAGCCGCGGACGGCGAGGAAUCCCCCGCUGUGAUCGUGCAAUUCACCGGCUCUAUGGCGCCGGCCAGGGCGGCCUUCAAGAUCGCCUGGACCGAGCUCUAUCAUCUGCCCAGGGACGGCUCCGGGGCUCUCAAUACCGGAAAGAUUCUCGAGGAUUGCGGCUUCCACUGUCCCGGCGACGCGGGAUGCAUCCCGACGAGAUUAUUGUGUAACGGCGUGGUCAAUUGUCCCAAUCGUGGGCUGCUUGUACCGGGUGUCCUCAACGGCACGCUCUACGAGCCGGACGAUGAAUCGGUGGAGACGUGCGGGGGGCCCGUCAACGGUAACGGUGGCGGUUUCGCCGGGCCCGCCGGCUGGGCCGGCGCUGGCCUAGGCGCUGGUCUGGCCAUCCUCAUGGGUCUGGCGUGUAUCAUCGCCGUGUGCAGGCUCUGCAGACAUGAAUCGCGCUCCAGGGACAUACACGUACCGUAUUAGAAUCCUCUGGACGCGAUCGAUCCUCUGCGAGUAUUCGUGCACGAUCUACAGAAGAACAUAGAAGUCGAAUUUAUAAUCGUUCCUCGCGAGGAAUUUUUUUUAUACACGUACGCAUAUGUUUGUAUAUGCGUAGAUGUAUAAAUAGGGAGAAAAAGAGCUUUAUUCCCUCCUCGAGAAGCGACUAUAAAUAGAAACGGUAAGAGGCAUCUGGGUGAUGUCAUAAUUUUUUGGACGUCGCUUGGACGUCUUUGAGCAGAUUGCAUUAACGUACACUCUUAUAUUUGGUUAAAUACAUUUUUUCUCAUUAUAUUAUAGGACUGUAAUCUCUAGAGAAGAAUAACAAAUCCAUAAGACAAACUUAUUCAAGUUCCGUUGAUGCAAUCGUGUCUCAGGCUUCUAUAUUUCUCGGGAGAUAAAUUCGAAAGUGUUCUCUUUCUCGAGGUAAUUCGCUGAGGCAGGAGAGAGGAUGCAUUUUCCAAAUUCAGCGACAAAUCCGACACACACACACACAUACAUUACGCUUACAAGUAAUCUCUCCUAAUGUGAUGCUUCCGGAUUUAAUAAACAUCGAGUUUGCUCAUUAAUUGCGAAAGAUUGAAUCUUAUCGCUCUGUUGUGCGGUUUACUGUCCGUGUAUUACUGUCAACGUGACGCCCCCACCCUCCACGUCCGUCACGUCAUCAAUCUUCUAUUUACACACAUUUCGCGGAGCUAAUGGCCCAUACAAUAUCCUCCCUUAUAUACAGAUGUGACCAAGUUCUAACCGAAAGCCGUAUUUGCCACUGCCGCAUUGUAUUCAUCUCGUAUUACCAUCGCGUCUUCUUUACACGCACACUGCCAUAAGCAUAGAACUUGAUAUGUAAUCCUCGUCUCGAUGGUUCUCAUAGAAUCGUUCGCGCGCGAGAAAUCUUAGAUUCGUGACAAUCGGAUUAUAUUGCUGACGAUAUAGCGAGAUAUCUAUAUCUGGGAUACAGAUAGAAAUGUCAACGACAUGUGACAGUGAAUUUUAUUUGUAUUAUAUCUCGUUUCUUUUCUUAAUCUUUAAUUAUAAAUCAAUAUUAUUGGUGAUAUAAUUGAAAAAUAAUGAGAUCAAAAUUAGAAGGAAUAAAUUAGAUUAAGUUAGAUUAAGUUAGAGUCGUUUUCAACAACUAUAAUUAUUCCUCGAUUAAUUAUUAAUUAUAUAAUAUAAUAGAUUAAUUUUUUUUAAUUAAAAGAAAUUAAUUACACAUAUCGUACCUUUUUAUAAUUAUAUUUCAUUUAUCGGAAGAGCUGCUACCUUUAGGGAAUUGUAAAGGCGACGUGGGGAUUUUAUUUUCUCCGUCGCUCGCAAAUCAGCGAACCCGAUCGUCGUAGAUUUCGAUUUCGAGAUGUAGUUUCUUAGCGGUUGCUCAAAGUUGUUCUGCUUCGUGAACUCUCGAGAGAGACAAAGCCCUCUCUCUCGUCGCGCGCGCGCGAGUAAGAUAGAAUUAAAUUGACUUAAGAUACAGAAGAGAAAUGGGGCGGGAAUCGAUCGAAAAUUCAUCAGAGAUUGUGACUUUUGACGGAUCGUGACACGCCUUGUCGAUUUAACAUCUUGAGAUUCGGCGAUGUAAACAUAUAUAACCAGUAUAAUAUAAUACGACCGUUGUGAGAUAUAAUAAUAAUAAUAAUAAUAAUAAUAAUAAUAAUAACAAUAAUGAUAAUCACAUACUUUAUCAUACAUUUAGUCUCUUUAAAGAAGAAAAAAGAAAAAGGAAAAAAGUGAGAAAAAUUACCAUUUCUUUUCGCCGACUCGCAAGAUGUGUGAACUCUAUGACACCGAAUGAGCGUGCCUACUAAAUAUGCAGCUAUUAUGAUGCAUGUGAUCGUCGACAGUGCAAACAGUUUGUAUAUAAUAAGGCGAAGGGAAGAAAGAAAAGGGAGAGGAGCCGGUUUUAUAAAGCCGAUCGCUUUUUAGGAAUAACUGGUACGCGUUAAGAGAUUUAAAGAAAUAUAAAAGUAAACGAAGAGAGAGAGAGAGAGAGAGCGUUGGCGUAUGGCCGAUUAUUAAAGCGACAAGGGAUAAUUCUGUUAAUCCGAUAUUCGUUGGUUGGCACUCCUCCAGGAAGGCGUCGUUAUGAUUGAAACGAGUAAGAGACAAACUGGCCCGUCACCUUACAGGGGCUGCCGCGCUCUACAGAAUCGUGUUUGUUUGUAUAUAGGGAAAAACAUUUAUGUAGGUUUAGCGACAAUCUCAAUAGUGGGUAUACACACAUACACCCGUACAGAUUCAUACAGACACCCGCCCGUACGACACACGCACACGACCGAGCGACGUGCAUCACGCGCGUGCAUUAUUAAUAACGCAGCUAAUCUUUAAUCGACGAUAUAACGAUCAUCUUACUACGACAUGUAAUUGCGAUAAUAACACAAUUAUCAUAAUUACUAUAUUUUUUACUAAAUAAAGAGCAUCCUUGGAGCUGAGGAAA
Cataglyphis hispanica is the source of this 6088-nucleotide messenger RNA. Its product is annotated as cubilin-like. The record is from RefSeq and is a predicted model, not a curated record. The coding region runs from base 898 to 3642 and encodes 914 amino acids. Lineage: Eukaryota; Metazoa; Arthropoda; Insecta; Hymenoptera; Formicidae. The transcript has 4 exons. Gene Ontology annotation, cellular component: plasma membrane.